This is a messenger RNA of Racocetra persica, 187 nucleotides long. Lineage: Eukaryota; Fungi; Glomeromycota; Glomeromycetes; Diversisporales; Gigasporaceae. The record is from the annotation of a GenBank genome assembly.
CGUGUUAGGAGGGCCUACGAAAGUGCAUUCUGACGCAGUUCUUCCGAUUCGUCAACCUAAAGGACCUGACAUAGCCAAAAACUUUGCCACUCGCAUUCGUCGAAAAGCUGUAAAUAAGCUAUACGCGGCCGCUGCUGAAAGACGAAGCAAAUCGGCUGCUGAUAGAAGAAAAUCUGCAAUGUUCUAG